Molecule: messenger RNA, 438 nt
Organism: Gossypium raimondii (Peruvian cotton)
Lineage: Eukaryota; Viridiplantae; Streptophyta; Magnoliopsida; Malvales; Malvaceae
Product: cell number regulator 1
Exons: 2
Source: RefSeq, a predicted model, not a curated record
AUGUAUACUUCAUCUCAUGGCAAUCCAAAACAUGCACCAGCAGGGUACCCAACAGCCCCCAUGAAUUUACCACCUCCUUCCCAUAUCUCUCCUUUCCGUGGAUCAGCAGCAAGUGCUUCAUCAUGGUCAACUGGCCUUUGCCAUUGUUGUGAUGACCCUGCCAAUUGUUUGAUCACUGCUUUUUUUCCUUGUGUUACUUUUGGACAAAUUGCUGAGAUUGUUAACAAAGGGUCUAUCUGUAUGUUAUUGAAAACACCCAUUUAAGAUCAUUGUGCUGAUUGCUUGGUUCAUUUUUGCCGUGAGACUUGCUCACAUUGUCAAGAGUAUAGGGAGCUCAAGAACCGUGGCUUUGAUAUGGGGAUUGGUUGGCAAGCAAACAUGGAUCGACAAGGCAGAGGAAUUACAGUUGCUCCAGUGGUAGGACGUAUGGCCAGAUGA